Messenger RNA from Cherax quadricarinatus, 5642 nucleotides. Its product is annotated as cyclin-dependent kinase 17-like. Gene Ontology annotation, molecular function: cyclin-dependent protein serine/threonine kinase activity; ATP binding. Gene Ontology annotation, biological process: protein phosphorylation. The record is from RefSeq and is a predicted model, not a curated record. Gene Ontology annotation, cellular component: cytoplasm; nucleus. NCBI's taxonomy places the organism in Eukaryota, Metazoa, Arthropoda, Malacostraca, Decapoda, Parastacidae.
CAAUACGAGUGCGGGCCACUCGCGCGUCAGCCGCCGACACGCGAGGAGUGUCUGUGUUUGUGUCCAGCCCUUUGUGUUUUGUCUUCAGUGCCCGAGUCUUGUUAUCCUUUGGCGCACCCACAAACGAGAUAGUGAUGGCCAUCUGCCCCCUUGUGAGAGGCGGUGAGGAAAGUGAUGCCCCAGUGGAGUGCGUGUAGUGUAGAGUACCGGGCAGUGCGGGUGUUUACACUGGUGGGGACGGCACCAGCUAGCUAACCGCCUCACACACCCCUCAACCACUGGCUGCCUGACAACCCACCCGCCCUCCCGCCCACACACACUGCAUCCUACACUAUACUCUCACCCUCCCUAUACCUCACUGCAACGAGGAAAGUGUGUACGCAAACCGUGUAGUCAUUGCGCUGCCAAUCACGCAGUUAAUUACCCUCAUCCUCAGCCAAUUGGAACACUGCGGUGUCCGAGGAAAUCUGUUUUGUAGUUUACGGGAAAGACGAGAGUGCAUAGAGGCCUUUUUUAAGUGGCUAUGUUAAUUGUGAGGAUUUGGGUGUGUUCAAAGUUAUUUUAAUGGAGAGAAGUCUGGGGUGAAUGUCAUCCGCCCAGCAAAGUGAGGACCACAGACGUUAAGACUUGUCACCGGCUACUCGAGACUCGUGAAGGUCUUCCUGCAGUGUACACAGCCAACAACGCCUCAAAUCUUCUAGUCACAAUUGAAGGUCGGGCCAGGAAGGAGCUGCAACGAGGAGCACGAUGUAGGAGUACACUCACGCCAACCUCCUCGUCUGAAGUAAUCACAGUGUUGUAGUCAACCUAGUCAGACGUUUUUUCCCUACACACACCGUCCUUCUUCCUGUUUGAACACGUGACCACAUCUCACCCUCCCCAUAGUAAACACAUCAAACAUCCGCUGAACAAAGACGCGGCUAACUUCCUUAGUAUACGUCUUGCCUCUCGCUUCUAGUAAACACGUUGUCUAACACUUCUUGCUCUCAAGGUUAAUAAGUGUUGCCGCCUUCCUAUAUAGUAAAUACGGUCCUCCGUAGUAAACUGCCCUCCGUAGUAAACACAGCCCCUCGUAGUAAACACAUCAACCCCGUCCCCAGUAAACAGUGGCCUCUGCCCCUUGUAAAUAAAGGGUUACUCGCCUUCUGGCCCCUCAGUGUUUACACCUCACUGCCACAUCGUGAGGCUUCUCUUGAAUCGCAAAGUUUUAUCAUUAGAUAAGGUGUUUAUCCUUCGCUCCAUUGUAAGCCUGUGACACCGAUAAGCCACGAGGUUCCUCUUAAAUCAGUUCAUGUUUCACACCCCUUCAAGGAGAGACUAAGCACAAGUCGUCGUCCUCACAAGCUCAACUUAAACUGCUGUUUAGUGGGAUCACAUUUUGUACUGUUAUAAGAAAUAUUUGUCAGGAAGUGAGUCACUAUCUCUGUUAACUGUUAGAUCCUUCAGCAAGGCUGGCAGAACCAUCGGUGGGUGUGUUGACCCGGGAUUUUUGAGGCGUGGCCUCUGACCCUUGAAGGUUGGUGUCUUGUGGUCCUGUCACGGUGACUGUACCACGUUGCGUGUAACCUACCCGCCUGGGUCCUCCGGUGAGAGCUCCUUCCCAGUAUGGCCAGAUGAUGUCACUUCUUGCGUCUUCGGUUCCCCGGCUCCUUGAAAACACCAACAUGAAGAGUUGACAUUGUGUCUUCUCUUCAUCCCCCACACAAACCCUCUAACAAGGGGGUAAUCCAGUAGGUGUUGAGCGGUGUUGUAACACCCGGUGAGUGGUCUUCGUGUGCAAGUUAUGGACAUUAAGAUGCUUCACAAGAGUUCCACCUUCAGUUCCUUCACUUCCGGCACGGCCAAGAUCGGCUCCUGGUUCAGCCACAUCGGCGACCGUCGGCGGAAGAACUCUGCUAAUUCCGUCCUCAAGACCUCCAAAUCCCUCCAGUUAGGUGAGUCUUCCCUGGCCUCUGGAUUCUACCACGUAAGCGAGUCUUCCCAGACCUCCAGGUCCCUUCAGCUAGGCGUGGUGCAUGAGGUACCCAGGAUUGGCAGUGAUGGUGAGAGUGAGGAAGCUUCAGGAGCCAGUGAUGAAGUCACUUCACCGCUCAACGUUAAACUCAGGCACAACAAAAAUCGACGUAUUACACAAGAGGAUAUCAACAAACGGUUAUCAUUGCCAGCGGAUUUGCGGGUGCCAGAUGCAUUUCUUCAGAAACAGUCUAUCAGCCCGGAUGGUCCACUCAGUCGAGCUUCUCGUAGACAGUCUCUAUCAGAAAUUGGCUUUGGGAGAAUGGAAACUUAUACAAAACUUGAUAAGCUAGGAGAGGGAACAUAUGCAACAGUGUACAAAGGCCGAUCACGACUAACAGAUAAUCUAGUGGCACUGAAAGAGAUUCGGUUGGAGCAUGAAGAAGGGGCACCAUGUACAGCUAUCAGGGAAGUGUCACUGCUCAAGGAACUUAAGCAUGCAAAUAUUGUCACAUUACAUGAUAUCGUUCAUACUGACAAGAGUUUAACUCUCGUAUUUGAAUAUUUAGACCGUGAUCUCAAACAAUACAUGGAUGAAUGUGGAGCACAAUUAUCAAUGAAUAAUGUUAAGAUCUUCCUGUUUCAACUACUGCGAGGGUUAGCUUAUUGUCACCAGCGACGGGUCCUCCAUCGUGAUUUAAAACCUCAGAACCUUCUCAUCAAUGACCUGGGAGAAUUGAAGCUUGCAGAUUUUGGUCUAGCCCGUGCUAAGUCUGUGCCAACCAAAACAUACAGCAAUGAGGUUGUAACGUUAUGGUACCGACCUCCAGAUGUCCUCUUAGGGUCAACAGAAUAUUCUACGCAAAUUGAUAUGUGGGGUGUUGGUUGUAUUAUGUACGAGAUGAUCAGUGGUCGACCGCUGUUUCCUGGUGCCACAGUUGAAGAUGAACUUCAUCUAAUUUUUCGUACUCUAGGCACUCCCACAGAAGCAAAUUGGUCUGGCAUUAGCAACAAUGAAGAAUUUGCACAGUAUUCCUUUCCCACUCACACCGGAGAGCCACUUUUGGCACGAGCACCAAGACUAGCCCAUGAUUCUGCAUUGGGACUUCUAACAAAGUUCUUAUUGUAUGAAGCUAAAAAAAGGAUCUCAGCUGCAGCAGCAAUGAAGCAUCCAUUUUUCGAAUCUUUAGGACAUACCAUACAUACCCUCAAAGACCAGGAUUCUAUCUUCUCAUGCCCAGGAUUGAUGCUUACACGUGACCACAACUACAAACAGACUAAUGGUGGCCAAGCAAAAACACGACGCCAAAGUAUGCACUUCUGAACCCUACCUAAAUUAUCUUUCAUAUAUAUAUGCUGGCUCAAGGAUCAACUGAAUGAAUUAAGAUUGUUCCCAUAAGGGGGAAAAUGUUCAUUAAAUUAAACUAGCUGAAGGUAUUUAUGUGAAGCACUGUAUUAAAGAGAAGGUUGGUAUCAAGCUUUCCUCAAGAAACACUUGAGCAUCAUGGUAACUAUGAAUUGUAGAUUCCUUGAUAUAGGGAUAUAUCAGAAAGCAUGAAACACUGCUGUAUGCUGUAACUCGUAUUGAUCAGAAACUCAUCCAUUGAUAUGUCAUCAAUGAGUGAUGCUUCGAUCAAACGAAGCUCUUUAUCCAAUUUAGUAAGGUGGUUUAUGGGAGGAAGUUUUAGGUGUUCACUACUGUAUCAGUAGAUUGUAUCUUUGCCAGUUUAGCAGGGUUUCUAGAACCUUUAGUUUCAAUAUUGUAGUCUUUCGAUUGUAUUUAAAAAUUUAACCUCAAACUUUCAUUUCAUAUAUGGUUACUAGCUCCAGGAUACAAAAUUAAAAAUAUAUCAAAUUGUACCUUGCCAACUUUCAAAUAAUCACCUUUUCAUACUUUUGGUCAUGAACUGUAGGUAGUUAUCUGCUGGUCAGAUUAUAUGGCUACCAACUUCCAUGUGUGUGAUCACGUCUUCACUUACUGGAUGAAGAGGACAUACGGUGUACAAUGUAAUAAGGAUGCCAAUAUUGUGGGUUACUGUCAAACACUAUAGGAUUGCAAUGAUGCAAGUGAAAUAACUGUGAUUCGCUCAAUGUUAUUUAAAAUUUUAACUGCUCAUUUUUUUUCUUCAGAAAAACAAUAAUAAUAAGUGGACAACAUAUCAAAUAGAAAACAAAAUGGGUUCUAAGUGAUAGAAAAAUGUGAAGACUGGCAUGUGACUAAAGGGCAAUAAAGCUGUUGUAGUUAAAGCAUUGAGCAUUCCACUGGGACAUGGAUCUCUCUAACAAUGAGCAGGAAAAUCUGUGAUUGGGUAAAAAUAAUAAAUUGUGCCCCAUUACUCUCAAGCUUCCCAACUUCAUUUUAACUAUGUGCAAUGUAUAGUACUUCAUUUUCAUAAUGUUGGAUACUUAUACAAGUGUCUCCCAUUCUUCAUUUUGUAAGGUUGCCAUAUAGGCUUUUCCUAAUUAGUUUAUAUGUUAAAGAUUGUGAUAUAUGACAAUAAUUUUUUUUUAAAGUUUUCUGUUUUAUGACACCUUGACAUUUUGAUAUAUUCCAGUGUUCUUUGUCAAACUAGAUUUCACACCUUAAAUUUAAAAUUCUGUAGAUUAUCUUGUACCUGACGAAAUCUCUAUCUUUGUACCAGUGAGUUGGUACAGUCUAACCACUUACUAGUUGUCAUCAUCUACACCUCAUUUGCAAUAACUCUAGGGUUAUGCAACCACGAAGGUGAAAAAACAAUGCGAAAAGAAUAUAAGAGUACCUCUGUGCUCAAUUAUUAAGUCUUUAGUAAUGAUAGUCCCAGCUGAGCAUAUGAAAAGGUUUAGUGGGCUUAGUUUACAGUUGCGUCCGGUCAUGCCUGAGUGUAGUUAAUGAAGUAAGAGAUUGAUCAAGGAGUCUGUCAUGAUAGACUGACUAGACCAUAAGCAUUCCAAACAGUAAAAUGAAUUCCUACGUACAGUGUAAGUAUUUAAUUUUUCCUAUUCCCAUGCUCUUCAGGAUGAUUAUGGAUAUAAUGCUUUUGUGUGAUUUGAAAGAUUUAUAAGUACAUUUUUAUCCAAUAAUGUCAAAAUUAGGAUUGUGUGUAACAAUUGGGUUGACUAAACCUUGAAACCAUUGCAUGAGAGAUGAUCAGAUGAUAGUUUGAGAAAAAAAAUAUAUUGUAUUAAGAGAUACUGGCAAAGUUCAAGAAGUAACUGUAAAUCACUGUUAACUCAGAUUAUAAUUAUAUUGAGGAUUACUUCAUGGCUUAUGUUAAAUGAUGAAAUAAGCACUAACAAAUAUUACUAGCAUUGUCCUAUACUUUAAAUCAUGAAAUUGUCAUUUUUAAGGAGUUUAGAAAUAUUUUUAUUUAAUUGGAGUCAUGCUAUAAAGCAUGUAAUAACUUGAAAGUAACAGCCACUUAAUGGAGCUAUAUUAUAAACUUUUAUGGAUUGUAACUGGUCAUCAAUCUCUCCCCCUUGUAUUUUAGACAAUUGUGGACUGAUCUAGGAACACAUCUUCAUAAAUAAAAACACCACAUUAGUUUGCCAUGUAUGUUUAGAAACGAACCAAUUCUAUUUUUGAACAGGUGUCAACUAUGACUAUAAUGUAUAUUUUCAACUAUUUCUAUCAUAUGUUGAAGAACAUGACAUUGUGUCAAUGAUGUGUCUAAAAUGAAUAAAGAAAACUUAAAAUUAAAUAAUUUUUGUUA